CAGCAGAAUUCUUUAAAGAUAUGGAAUGUGAAAAUGUCAGAUUUCAUUCAAAGUAGAACAAGAAGAACACGUGAAAGUUUUUCCCUGGAGUUUUCAUUCACUGAAAUUUGAAAUAUGUAUCUUUCAUGGAAUGUCAAGGUUGUUUUUGAAUUGUGUCUAGGUGUUUGACCAAUUCAGAAGACUCGUUCUUGUAGAUCAGAUGUGGCGGACCAAAAAAAUAUGGCCAAAAACAAUCCAGUGUGUUAAAGCGAAUGAACUCAUUACAUAGAUUGAUACUGCUACUCGACCAAAUACUGAGAACCCGAGAAGUAUGUACUUAAUUGUACAACUUAUAUAUUCAUAGUUCAAGGCUUUCAUAUUGGGAACACUUUUACGCUGUUAUUUUAACUAUUAAAACGGUGUUCCUUAUCACGCUGUACCCAGAUGUCACUGAGGGAACCGUUAAAUAAGGGGAACAGCCCUGUGUAUGAUCUGAUAACAGGUGAACGACUCGGAUGCUACCACUGGGUCUCUUCCUUGUCCUGCACUAUAGUAUGACCUCUUUGUCGUAAUCGAGAGUCUCUCCUCUACCAUUUAGGACUAUAUAUCUAUAUAUAUCUUCAUGAGCUGAAGGUCAUCCAAAACAUUGUUGGAACACGAAGCGAAAUCGGGAUUCUAUUUGUCACAAUAAUACGAUCACGCACAGAAGUCAUGGGUGAUAGAGAGGUGAACUAUACCUGCUUCUUGAUAUGCAGUGUGUUUUUCUGUGUGUUUGGGAACUCCUUCCUAUACGGCUACAAUAUUGGCGAUGUCAACAACCCAGCCAAGAUUAUUCAGAUGUUCUAUGAAGAUGUAAUUGCUGAGAGAGAAGGGGGACAACCAAUGAAUAAUAACAUUUCUGCAGGGAAUUCAUCUGACAACACAUCAAAUACAAGAGUGCAUUAUCUGGACUAUGAAGCACCUACAAAUGUCGAAUGGCUCUGGUCCAUUACAGUUGCCAUUUUUGUACUGUUUGGGAUGAUUGGUGCAUUCGUCUCUGGAAAGUGGGCAGAUUACUUUGGCAGGAAGAGAGGCAUGAUUCUGAUUACCUUCAUCAUGUUUCUGGCAGCCCUGUUUGGGGGAAUUCCCAAGGUCACAGGAUCCUUCGAGGUUCUCAUUGUCCACCGUGCCCUGGUGGGGCUUCAUUGUGGUCUGAAUGUCAGUCUUGCAUCUCUGUAUCUUGCCGAGAUCUCGCCCAGAAAAAUCCGUGGUGCCAUAGGUACCUGCCACCAGUUAUUUAUCACUGUGGGUAUCUUAUGGUCCAACAUCAUGGGUGUGUCUAAACUCUUUGGUACCCAUGAACUCUGGGAGUGGAUAUUUAUCUUCAAUGCUUUCCCAGCCUUGGUCUGUCUGAUAGGUUUACCGUUUUGUCCAGAGAGUCCUCGAUACCUCCUUAUCAAGAAGAACGAGGAGGAAGAGGCAAGGGAUGCUUUGAGGAAAUUACGAGGCUACUUCGAUGUUGAGGAUGAGAUUGACGAGAUGAAAGUGGAGGCCCGGAAAUCCCAGAGUAUCCAGUCCUUUACCUUGAAGCAGCUGUUGACCUCUGUGGACCUCCGCUGGCCAAUCAUAAUUGCUUGUGUUCUACAGGUCUCCCAACAGUGGUCCGGAAUUAAUGCUGUGAUGUCUUUCUCCAGUUUUAUGUACAAAAAUGCUGGUGUGGAGAAGAGUCUUAUUGAGUGGGUUGUAUGCAUGACCAGUCUUAUCAACGUCCUUACCACUCUCGUAGCUGUUCCUCUCAUGGAAAAAGCCGGGCGACGCCCACUCUUCCUCUACCCAAUGAUUUGUAUGGUUAUCUCCUUCAUAACCCUCACCAUCUUCCACAACUUGCAGAAUGACAGUGGGUUACAAGAAUCUCGUGGUGUGUUUGCGGUAAUUGCUAUUAUUGCCAUGCACACUUACGUAAUUGGAUUUGCCCUUGGCCUAGGUCCCAUUCCAUUCAUUGUUGUGGGAGAAAUCUUCCGUCAGGAGCCUCGUGCAGCUGCCAUGAGUCUCUCUUUGACAUUCAACUGGGUCUGCAACUUCAUACUAAACUUAAUCUUCAGAUUUAUGCAGAAAGCCAUGCAGGGGUAUGUAUACAUCCCCUUCAUUGGAAUCCUGGUGUUUGCCAUAAUCUUCAUAUUCUUCAAAGUGCCAGAAACAAAGAACCGAACAUUCGAUGAAAUAGCCGCCACAAUAACACGAGGACGCAAAGCGAAAGAACCAUUCGAGAACGGAGAAGAAAUGCAAAAAAUGAAUGCUUAAUGACACAGAAGUUUAGGAUUUUUUUUUAAGGAUUGUAUUUAUUUUUGAAAGUAAGAUUCCUUCAUAGGGCAUUCAAUGAUGAACAUCCAUAUACAACUGUACAACUGUAAAUAGUCACUCUAAGUACCAUGUAGUGUAUGUAAUUGCCACAUGUUGUUAUUCUUCACAACAACGUACUGUGUACUGUGACAAGGCAAACUUGAUUUAGACUGAAAUGUCCGGUGACCAGUGCACAUUGAAGUUCUUCAUAUGGUGCUUGCAUUUAAAAAAAACUUUUAUAUGAUAUUGCACGAACAUAUCAAAUGAACUACUUUGAAUAAAGUACAAAUGUAGUUGAUUCGGUGAAGUCACGAAUCUGAAAUUGCUGAAUCCCUAAUAUAAAAUUUAAAGUACACAGUAUUUUGAAUUUGAUUGUUCUGUGAGGAAACUUAUUGUGGGGAAGGUAUAUUUUUGUGGUUGACAAUGUUUAGUGACGAAGGGUGUUGUAGUGAGAUAUUCUUAAAAAGUCCUCAUAGGUUAGAAAUUGUGUGUGGUGUAGAUUACAGCUUUAUCUCUAUAAUGACUGAUGGACAACACUGUGAAUGUUCUCAUUAUUUGUGCUUAUAUGCAAAGAGAAAUUCUUGGUUCAUAUGUAUAUAUGAUUUCAUGAGGACAUAUGUAUUAGGUCAGUGUGGUAUUGUUUGUUUGGUUUUAGUUUUGUUUGUGUAGUUUGUCAUUAUAUGCUAAAUUAUGUUCCACUUCCGUUCUGAAACUAGCAGCAUAGCUGGUUGUGAUAAAGGCAUAAUACAUCCUCACUCCAUCAGCGUCAGAUCCUUAACCACUUCCACUCCAGCCAAUCAACAUUGCUUAUCAAGGCUUGAAAAAUUAUAUUUAAGGUGUGGAAACAGUGGUUGAUGGUCUUGUUAACAUUGGGAAUAAACAUUUAAAACUUCAUACAUUUUAAAAAUAUUUUCAGUUUUAUGCAAUCAUUGCAAAGCAACGCUCAGUCUUAUUUCAAACUGUUUGAAUGUACACCUCAUUUUAUGCCAGGGCUUUUAGUAAACAAGUAUAGUAUUGAUAGAUUUUCAAAGCAUAUUUUAGAUUAGCAGUGCUUUUUUCGAUCUCAGUUUAGGUAUAUAUGUACUUCAUGUGGCACAUGAAUUGAUAAUGAUUUCUUGUCCCCUAGCAGUUUAAGGGAUAUCAUGAUUUGAUGGGGUGUUUCGGUGCAAGUGGGAGUACCAUUGUACAAUGCCCAUGAUAGACAUAAUUUUUAUCCCCUCACCACAUUGUGUGAUGGAAUAAUAUGUAUAGGAUGUAGUUUCUUGCACACCAGAGUCUUUUGGACAUUUGACCUAGAAAUAAAACAAAGACUCCAGUAUGUGAGAAUACACAGAGAAAGUAAUGUAAUUAUUCCAAUGUAAAAGACAACAAUCUAAUUACAUUUUGUGUUAUUCUAUGAAAUUUGUUAUUUUUUAUUCUUUACUUUUACAUUAUUGAGUCAGAUGGAUGUGUCGUACAUCUAUGUUAUUUAAACAAGAAAUGGAGAAGAAAGGAAAUUGCACUAGACUGUUAACUGCAGUGUGUACACGACCACUGCUUAAGCAAAGGGGAAAACAUUUUUUUAAUUGUAUUUUUCAAUUUUUACCAUGCAUAUGUGGUAUAACUCUAUAAAAUGUUUGCAAGAUACUGUACGUAUGAAGCUUGUUAAUUUCUGUAGGCGUUUAUUAUUACUGUUAUUAGGGGGCGUGUCAGUGUUACUCUUUUAAAUAUUACUUAUAUAAGUUUUAUCUUUUUCAUUUUUUUUUGCAUUUUAUUGUAACUUAUUACGCUGUUUAUUUUCGCUGUUAUAAUUUGCUUAAAAGGAAAUAGAUGAUUUUAUCACCCAAAUAUUAUUUUAUAUAGUGCUAGAAUAAAAAUAAGUUUUUGAUCAUAGAAUUGUCAUUUUGUAUAGUGCUACAAAUAUGCUCAAAAUGUUGUUAUUUUGCUUGAAGAAAUGUUGCAGUACUAGUUAACUGGUAAUGCAGUUUUGUGAAUCAAAAACAGGAGCCAUGACAUGGGAGGGGGGGGGGGGGGGGGUUCUGGAAAUACAAAAAUAACACAAAUACAAUCACAAAUGUUAAUGUAUACACAUUUUGGGGGAGAUUAUUUUGAAGAACGAGAGUAAUGUGACCUCCCACCAAAUAAAAGGAGGGGAUAGUACUCUGCAUCAUUCUGAACAAAAUGGAGGAUUGCACUAUAAUCGUAGAGGAUAAAUAUGUUGUUGUUGACUAAACUUAAUCAGAUGGACCCAGUCAUUGACAAACCAUUUCCAUUCCUGCUAAGUAAUUUUGCCAUUUGUUCAUCCUCAGGUUUACUCUGACUGCCAGACAAUAUUGUGUAGUGUUUAUAUAUACAUAGUGUUAUACUUGUAGUGUAGUAUAUAUGGUUCUGUGAGUAUUUAUUCGCUGUACUUAAAUGUAUUGAUGUUGUAUGUGUACACCAGGCUGUCGUGUUUGCAUCUUCUACACUUUGAAAGAAGUUCAUGGUAUUUUAUGAACAUUGCAGUGUUCACGUGUUAAUAUUGCCUUUUCGAAAAACCAGUUUCUGUGGAACAUUGAUAAUCAUUGGUGUUUUUACACACUGGAGGGACAUUUAUUUGUGUGACGGUGUAAUAAAUCAAGUCCACUAGUUUAUAAAGAAAUGAAAAUAAUUUCUAUUCAUUUAAUGCAAUAUGAAGUAAAUAUUGGGGAAGUUUAUGAUUUAUAAGCCACAAAAGCAGUUUAUUAAGAAAAGUGUAAAGUGUCCCAUCUUUAUGUCAUAAAAUGAGUAGAAAUUACUUUUAUUCCUUACGAUUUAAUUUUAUAAAGUGCAUUUGAUGUACAAUGUAAUUUUAUGAAGAAAAUUUGAAUUGUAUAUGACAUGCAAUAUUGUGAUAGCAACGAAAUAGAAACGAGUUGUGAUGUCCUUCCUAUGACGUUGUAUCAUGGUACAACAUAAUGGCAAAUCAUCAAAUUGCAUUUUACAAGUGAAAUUAAAUCAUCAUCAUAUGGAUUGACAAGGAAGUGUUUUUUUCUGUGCAAAUUGAAAUAUUGAAAAAUGUAUCUACCGAAGAAUACUGAUGCAUAUGUAUAUAUACAUAUACAUACACGGUAAAACACAGUUACAACAAAUGCUUAAUAUGAUAUUCACGUUUACAGUGAAGCGAUUUAUAACGAAUCAAAAUUGUUUGACCUUCGCUAUUUUAUAUAAGAGUGUUUUACUGUGUGUGUGUUUAUAUAUACAAAGCACAGAGAAAUAUAUUAUAUAAUUUGCAAUAAGUCCAAAAUUCAUGCUUUUGGUUAUAUGCAAGUUAGUGAUUUCUACAACUAUUAAACUUUGUGCAUUGCUGCUUUGUGCCCUAAAUCCCUGACAGCACUUAAGAGUUCAAGUCACUGUAUAUACAGGGUAUAUUUAUCUAGUGUUAAUGUGUGGGUAUGUAACUGGCAUUAAGCUAUGGUGUGACAAUAAACUGUUCGUAUUUAAAUAA
This is a messenger RNA of Ostrea edulis (European flat oyster), 5743 nucleotides long. RefSeq names its product solute carrier family 2, facilitated glucose transporter member 1-like. The transcript is spliced from 12 exons. Lineage: Eukaryota; Metazoa; Mollusca; Bivalvia; Ostreida; Ostreidae. Bases 691 to 2259 code for a protein of 522 amino acids. Gene Ontology annotation, biological process: monosaccharide transmembrane transport. Gene Ontology annotation, molecular function: hexose transmembrane transporter activity. Gene Ontology annotation, cellular component: membrane. The record is from RefSeq and is a predicted model, not a curated record.